Entamoeba invadens IP1 is the source of this 723-nucleotide messenger RNA. RefSeq lists its product as hypothetical. The transcript is spliced from 2 exons. Gene Ontology annotation, molecular function: guanyl-nucleotide exchange factor activity. The record is from RefSeq and is a predicted model, not a curated record. Bases 1 to 723 code for a protein of 240 amino acids. NCBI's taxonomy places the organism in Eukaryota, Evosea, Mastigamoebida, Endamoebidae. Gene Ontology annotation, biological process: small GTPase-mediated signal transduction.
AUGGGAGAGAUUAUGGGCGAUUGUCAAGGCGAGAAGAUCAGAGAAGGCAUAUUGAAAGAACCAAUCGAGAUCGACGGGAAAGAUAAAACGCUCUUUGAAAUCAAACCAAAGAUGUUUGCUGAACAACUCUUUGCGCUUGAUUUGUGGCUGAUGAAGAAAUUGACCAUCUUUGACUUCCUCUCGAAAAGUAAAGAGUUUUCCGUGUACGUCAAACAAGUCAGUUGUGUCGAGUUCAUCACCGAGGCCGCCGUCAAAUAUUCCGAAAAGAAGAAGAAGGCGUUUGAGUUCUUUAUGAAUGUUGCGAUCGAGUCAUUAGAGUUGGGGGAAUACAAUGUGGCGUUUAUGGUGUACUCCGCAGUGACUUCGCAAAUCAUUUUAUUCUGCGAUGAUUGGGAAGACGUGAGUAAAAGUUGCAGUGAGAAGUAUAAAGACCUGGAACAAAUCUUUGGGAUCUCAAAUGUGAAAGAAUACACAAAACACUUUGAACAGUGCAAACGAAACAAAGUGCCCAUCGUCGCUAAUAUCAUCGGAAUUAUCGAUCGGUGUAACGUCGAAAAACUUUCUGAGUUAAAAGGAGAUGAUUAUGCACUCGCUUUUGCUUCAAGAACUCGAUUGCCCGGUAGAGUCCUUGUUCCACUUUAUAACAUACUUAAAAACCAACCUGUGUUCACACCAGAACCAUCCCUUCAACGGUUCUUAGGUCUAUGUUUAAAUACACAAUAA